AUACAAAGAUAAACUUAAUCAUUUCUCCAUCGGCGGUUGUUCGAACUCCUGACUUCUCCGAGUCUCUUUCCCUCAAGUUACAAGACGACAACAAAUACAACCUCAUUCUAAGGAGUGCACGUAAUCCCACACGGUGCUCGUCUUGUUUGUCUUUUGCCUUUGCUUUGUUGCUUUGAAAAUGAAAUUGAAAAUAAAUAUCUCAAGACUUCUCCCUGACUUUGACUGGCUAGUAUUCAACGGCCAUUUCCCAUCUUACAGACCCAAUUCUUGUUUCCUGUGUUUCUUCUUUUGCUCUGUUUUUUUAGCGAAAGUAUUGAUCUUGCUGUUUGGAAGUAAUGGUCGGUGCUUUGUUUGUUGUUGGCUCGUCGGUUAUGGAUUUAAUAUAUCAACAUGGCAAGGAAGUGGAGUACUUGAGAGUCAGGAGCUUGCAGAAAGAGUGAUGAUCACGCGUCUCCACUUGUAUGGCAAGUGGAUCAAGAAAUGCGACCAUGGGAAGAUAUACCAAGAUAUAACAGAUGAGAACUUGGCUUUGAUGCGUGAACGACUUAUGGAGACUGUGAUAUGGCCUUCCGAUGAUUCAAACUCAGAGGUUAUUAGCUGAAGAAGAAUGUCACACCACAGCAUUUAGGAACAUGAGUUUCUUAGUUUGAUUUUACAUUGUGUGUGUAUAUAUGUGUAAAGGUUCUCAGUCA
This is a messenger RNA of Brassica napus (rape), 692 nucleotides long. RefSeq lists its product as uncharacterized. Lineage: Eukaryota; Viridiplantae; Streptophyta; Magnoliopsida; Brassicales; Brassicaceae. Gene Ontology annotation, molecular function: protein folding chaperone. The record is from RefSeq and is a predicted model, not a curated record. Gene Ontology annotation, biological process: ribulose bisphosphate carboxylase complex assembly. The transcript has 3 exons. The coding region runs from base 179 to 601 and encodes 140 amino acids.